This is a messenger RNA of Hylaeus volcanicus, 2975 nucleotides long. RefSeq lists its product as uncharacterized. The coding region runs from base 242 to 1870 and encodes 542 amino acids. NCBI's taxonomy places the organism in Eukaryota, Metazoa, Arthropoda, Insecta, Hymenoptera, Colletidae. Gene Ontology annotation, molecular function: protein binding. The transcript is spliced from 11 exons. The record is from RefSeq and is a predicted model, not a curated record.
UUCCCAGAUUUUAGAUUAACGUUAACAUCGAAUACAUAAGUUGUAUCAGUAUUAUUGUAGAUUAGGACAUUCCAUACGAAACAGAUAAUUCAAUCGUUGUUUCUAAUAGAAGCAACACCGUAAUAAUUGUCUUCGUUAUCUAGGCAACGGAUAAACAGUAAUAUUAUCGAUUCGAGCUGGAAUUGUAACAGUCGCGCCCAACUUCCAGAAACGACUUUGUCGCGUAUAAUUGUUUCACGUUAUGUCUGAUCUGGCGAAGAAUUUGUUAACGCAAUAUUAUGGGCUCAAUUCGGAAUCACCCAGCAAGAGGUUUUUGUCGAUUCAUAAAUCAAUCGAAGACGCGAAAAAUGAAGAGGAGAAGCAGGUUACCGAUCAAAUUUCUUUAACCACGAACGAGGAAAACGUCUCUGAAAAUGAAUCGCAGAACGACGAGGAUGGUCGAAAACUUAGCGUAGCGAGUGAAUCGUAUCGGAGGUCGUCGCGAAUUUUCGACGACAUUAAUGACGCCUACGAUUCCAACGAAAAUUCAGACACGAUUGAAAUUGAUCUCGGACAAAAUAUUUUAUGCGACGUUUGUGAAAAUGAACCUUCCACGAUACACGAAGAAUUAAGCAUUCUUACAGCCACCGAAAUAAAAGGAAAUUACUUGAAAGACGCGACCAGAAGCGACUCGAGUCUAACAUUCGUCGAGGACACUUUCACUGAGAACGCCUCCGAGGUUUCUGGAUUAACGUUGAAGAAAUCACAAAGAUCCUCGAGAAUCGGUACGCCUCUUCCAGUCUCGAAAAAGGAGCCUAUCUGCAAUGAAACGUUUGCAGAUUUUUCCAACACUGAAAUAAAACAAUUCCCUAACGAAAUAUUGAACAGAUUCUCGCGAUUAAGGAUGCUGUACAUGGCAGACAACAACCUGACCGAACUCCCAAGCGAAGUUUUCACGUCUUUGAGAUACUUGGAAUGGCUGGAUCUCAGGAAUAAUCAACUUUCGUCGUUACCAAACAGUAUAGAGUCGCAUCAGUGUAUCGAAACGCUCCUUCUUCAGGGAAAUAAAUUCGAGGAACUACCCUUGGAACUUUGUACUCUGGCGAAAUUAAAAACUCUUCAGGUGGCACGGAAUCCUCUUGUAACACCGCCGAAAGAGAUUGUUGCUCUGGGCUGCAAAGAGAUUCUAGAAUUUUUGAGAACAAAGUGGAACGAUGCGCACCCUGAACGCCGAGUGGAGUUCAAGGAAAGCAAAAUCGAGCCCAAACUGUCGACGAUUCUAUGUUACCAGUCUCCUAAAAGAAGCAGGAAAAGAAUCUCGUCGAGCAAGAACACUGUUCGCGAUAGGAACGCGUCUACCAGAGACAAACGCAAGUCUUACAAGCCAAGUAACAGGUGUGAAAAUAAAGGUGCGAAUGCAUCAGCGGAAAAUCGCUUGUUAUGGUAUUCCAAGAUAAGAGAAUUAUUCGCCAGACAAUCAUCGAUAUUACAAAAAGUCAAGGACCAAAAUGUUAUGAAGGAAUGGAGGCGAGACAAAAGAAGCUUCAGCACAGCUAUGGAGAAGGCAAUGAAACGAAACGGAGAUGAUAUUCCCUUCGGUUUCGAUCCGGAAGAUUACGCUUCUAUAUUCAAGCGAAGAUCUAAAUCGGAAAAUCUACGCUUAGGAAAACGAGGGAAAAAGAAAUAUGAUCCACCAAAAAAUAUUAACAAAACGAUAAAAGAUCUGUCGGAAUCUCUGGAUCGGCUCGAAAUAAAAACCAUGGAUGAAAUAACGCCGAGAACAAAACAAAGCUUGCUGGAGAAUGAAAUAAAAAAGAUAUUACAAUUCCAAGCUGAAAUUGAAAAUUUGCGAAAAUACAAUGACGUUGCAACGGUGCCUCUCGAGAAUUGAAUUGCAGUACAAUAAUUCUCUUAUCGUUUCGAUUUCGACUACGCCAAAAAGUAUCAGUCUUGACAUGUUUAUUUAAAUAAAUCAGUAGUAAUCACAUAUCGUUCCAUAGUGUUUCAACUACACAUACAUUACUUACAAAUACACGACGAGAUAACUGGAAAUAUAAUUGUGCAUUGUAAGGUUUCAGACAUUUGAAUAACAUCGAAAGAAAGGUAUAUAUGUAUAGAAAGUUUAUCACUUUACAAAAACGAUAUCCAUAAAACGAUUUAUAUUAACUCUCUAUAACCCAAAUUAUACGUGGUUUCUGACAAUAAAAUUCUAUUCUGUAUUCGUUUAACGAUGAUUACAACUUAAAUUAUAAAAUUAAAUUAUAUUUCGGUAGACUUUGAGAAAGUAGAUAACGAAUGUCUUUUGAGAGACUGGGUUAUAGAGAAUGAAUUGGACUUGUAAAAAUGUAUCGACGUACUUUCUGUGAAUAAAAUGUUGUCGUAAACAAAUAAUCUUUCGAGGAAUGAAUUAUAAAUUAAUAAAUCUGAAAAAGGACGGAAAAUAUCAAGAAGAAUGCUUUCCAGUCUUCCCGUCAACUUUUCUACUCGUUUGAUCGCCGUAAAAGCCAGAGUACAAAAAUCCUAGAAAGUGAUGAUUCGAAUGAAAAUAGAUUCGAACAACACGGAUGGCUUUCACGACGAUCGAACCUCACCGUUCUGUACAUGGCACUACAUCAAAUCCUAGUACAAUUCUAUCUCGUUCAGAAUCAAAGAAUCACGCCUAGGUCCGCGGUACGUCUGUUUUUUUUUAAUAGUACUGCUAAUAGGUAUAAGGCAAAUCUCCAAGAUCUCCAUUUUAACCCUUUGCAAUCGGAUGUAAGUUUGGUGAACUCUAUUCACGAUUGUACAGGAUUAAAAUUGUUCGAAAAUACACGUUUUCUCAAAGCUUGAAGGAAAAAAGAAGGGAAGAAAGAGGAUGUAUGGAGACUGGUAACGGAAACGUAUGGCUCAGAGUGCAAAGGGUUAAUUUCUUCUUCCAUAUUUACGUGUUGGCGUGUUCUCUUCCUUUCAGCUCUGCAUGUUUGGUACACAGACGCAUAAAAGAUAAUACGGAUAAC